This is a messenger RNA of Stylophora pistillata, 9019 nucleotides long. Its product is annotated as spatacsin. Lineage: Eukaryota; Metazoa; Cnidaria; Anthozoa; Scleractinia; Pocilloporidae. Gene Ontology annotation, cellular component: axon; dendrite; cytoplasm. Gene Ontology annotation, biological process: axo-dendritic transport; chemical synaptic transmission; synaptic vesicle transport. The record is from RefSeq and is a predicted model, not a curated record. Gene Ontology annotation, molecular function: protein binding.
UUGUUAGUUUCAAGAUGGCGACCGGAAGGAGUCUCCCUGUUAUUUUGAAAAAGUUCAAUCAGAGUCUCGAUCCUGGAGGACUUAAGGAGGUCCAGGUCUCAAAGAAAUUUCGUGUGCUGGCAGCUCUGGGUGAUGACUCGACGUUGAGGCUGUGGAACGUUAAGAAUGAUGUAAACUUUACUCUCGCAGAUGUGACACAAUUUAAGUGGAGUUCUUGUAGUGACUGCCAGAAUAGAGAAAAUUUGGUGGAAGACUGUUUUGUUGUAAUGAAGAUUGAUGGAAGUAUAGAGUUAUAUACUCUUUCCAAUGCAUUUGAAGAUUUCUCUAGCACCUGCAAUGCUAUGGUAACUCAAGAGCUAUUAAAGGGCUUACUAAAUGAUAGAGGCAAAGAAUGGCAUGGCGGUGAGGUAAAUCUUAUUGCACUCAACAGGAGUUCCGAGUCUUCCAAAUAUGAAGUCACCAUUCUAGUGGAUGCAGUGCUGACAACACUGUCUAUGGGGCAAAACACUGCAGCAGAUUUGUCAGUUUACUUUGAAGUGUCAAAUACAGCUGUGAACAAGGAGAAUGAACCCUCAGGUCCAAUUACAGCUGUCAGGAGGCUUCAUAAGUUUAUCUUUACAUUGAUGUCAAAUGGUAUUGUGUUCAUACACAAGAUGGCUGAUUUUGUUGGUUCAAUCGAUGUGUGGCCUUCAGUUGGCUUUUCAGCUCAAGAUUAUGUUGCAGUCCAAGAGAGACCAACUUUUGUAUACUUAGAAGUAUCUGAUGAUCUCUCCUUUCUUGUUUGUGCUGAUGGUAACAGCAAUAUUUUUGUGGUAAACCUUGAUGAACAUUUUAAAGAGUUCCCUUCUCAGCAGAUUGGUCCAACCCACUCUAGGAUCAAAGGUCCUUCUUUUUCAUGCGUAAAGUUUCAGUAUGAAUUAGGAGAUGAAGAUUCUGUGGCCCGUAAUGCAGAAAUGUCUGAUAUUGCCUAUGGGGACAGGGUGUGGAAAACAGAGAUAUUGGCUUUCAGGAAGGGUGCAAAGCAAGCCUGCUGUGAAAAGGGUACAGAUGUAAGCCAUUUUUGUAAGCCAACAGUGAAGAAAAGGUGGUUUUCUGAUCUAGUUGGUCCUGAUGUUGGAAAUCUGUUGGUUGCAUUGAGUAGUUGUGGUAAACAAACCGCAAAAAGCUGUAGCAACAUGAGUGGAUUUAAAGGAGAAAAGGGGGAGGCUGAAGAGACUCAACCUGAAGUAUUGCCAUCCCAUGAGAUUUUACAGAAAACCAUUUUUGUUAAAUGUGAAGACUGGAUGAAAAUGUACAAGUUGGAGGGAAUAUGGGCGACUCCAGCUUCAUUCUUACUCUGUUUCAAACCAGAGAGACUAAUGGAAAAUCCAAGUGAUGUUCCCCAUGGUGUUCUGUGUUUGUUUUCUUUGAAAACUCAAAAAUAUCUCUACCACUGGUGUUUGGAACCUUCAGUGAUAGUACAAAGUUGUGAACCAGCAUUUCCAAAUCUGGUGCUCACAAGCACAUCCCUGGCAGUACCAGCUUUUGAUAUUAGUCAAGAUCAGCUUGUCCAUAAAGUAAUUAUGUACGAGAAUGCAGUGCUGGCAGACUCUCUUUGCUUUGUGAAUCAGUGGGAUCAUUGUACCAUUCCAAUUCAUGCUUUAGAAGUGGCCUUAAAACUAAGGCAACUCGACACAGUUGCCUUUUUUUUAAAAAACCAGGACAAAGCUUUCACAAACAGAUGUGCUGCUCUCUACUCUUCAUCAGACUCUGUAUUGUCUUUAAAUUCAGCAUCAUCACCAUCUGGUGAAGGUGUACUGGGUACCACUGAUGUGGUGGCAGUUACAGAGGCCCUUGUUGGUGCUGUCAACUACAAUAGUCAGCAACAACACUACCAGCAUUUCACAAGGCAACUUGCACAGAUGACCCUAAGUUACCUUCACAACCUAAUGGAAGAUGGAGCAAAGCUGUUAGAGGGUGAAGUUCGUAAAGAGACUGCUAUUGUGCAUGAAACUGAUCAAGUUAUAUGUACUUCAUUACAUCAGGAAAUUAAAGAUUGCCUCGAUUUUCUGACUCUAAGCAUUGUGAAGCUUCAAAGCCAUCUCAGCAACAUUCCUUUGGAUGAUGCUCAAAGUUUUGAAAAUGUGGAUUAUGAUCCAAUGUCUUUUGCCAGAUUGGAUGCAGAUGAGGAAGAUGGAUCCAUGACAAGGUGGAACAAAAUGAAGGAUGAGGAUAUUGUUGAAGAUGCCAUUGCCAGGAGACACAUUUGUUCAGCUCAAGCAUUUUUCCAGAGCAGGAGACCUGUUCAGCUGCCCUCAGAACACGAAACUGUUCAUUGUGAUGGCUCCCUUUCAAGCUUCAUACAAGUUGGUCUUCAAGUGAUUUUUAAAAGACUUAUUGAUCAUGACAUGGAAACUGUGACAACCCUGUUAACAAACAUGGGGCGGGACAUUUGGCAACAGCUUCAUAAAGUUUGUUUGUACACACUUCACAGACCUCUUAGAGAUUUUCUGGUGAAUGAGUUAGAAUCAAGAGAUUUCUUACCAGCUGAAGAAAGGAAUGUAGUGAAGUUUUCUCAAACCUUGGAAAUUUUGUACAGUCACCAAUCCUUCACAGAGGCUAAGACAAAUGUGAGAAUUAAUUACCCAAAAGACAGUUGGAGGGACCUUGGACUGUUAAAAAGUUCUUUUAAUCUGGGUUCAGCUCAAAUCCUUGAGACUUACAUUCAGAGUGGAAAUUUAACACCUGUGGACCUCAACAAACAGAAUCUCUUAAGUGGUAGUGGUUAUGUUGAGGUACCUCUGGCUUGGGUUUGUUCUUGGGAUAUGGCAUCAAGACAGAGAAUUUUAGCAGAGAGGGUGUUCUCAAGUAAAGCGGGAGAUUAUAGUUGUCCAUGCCCCAAUAUUGGAUUAAGUUCAGAUGCACUUUGGGAGUACCUUUCCUCUCAUAUGGAUUGGCAGACUUUGUUGUCUUGGAUUAGAUCAGUUGCUCAUGAUAACAAUCCACCUCAAGAUGAUCCCUCACUACCUGUGCGUGGGAAAUUGUGUGUUGUUAAUGACUGGAACAUUAUUUUCCCUUCACUGCCAUGUGGCAUCUUCAGUCAAGGAGAUUUCUGUCACAAGGUUGUCAAAACAAUGAUUUUGGAAGAGAUUACAAGGAAUGGAAUGUUCACGACAUCUCAGCUAUUAAAUUUUCCCCUUCUUCUCCGCUGUUUGAGUACUACCCAGGCAUUGUUUGGGCACAGUCUUCCAUUUUUCUCCAUGGAUGCUGAACUCAGUAAGGACUCAAUGCCUGUGGAAGGACGUCUUCUUACUGUUUCCCAGUUUCAUCAAAGUUUUGUCGACUACUGCAUAAGACUGAGGCUUAUUAAUCUUUUGUACCACUACAUGGACUUCUAUGGACUGUGUGAAUCUAAAGAGAAUGUCAUAGAACUCAACUUGGAAUCAAGUAGACCACACUGGGUGGACAUGCUUGUCAAAUGUCGCCUCCUUGGGCUAAAUUCUAAAGAUCCCUCUUCUGUUAUCCAAGCCAGCCUUGCCAUUGCUGGGUUUACUUUAAGAAUAGAAUCGCCUUCCAUCAUGACCGUUCUGAAAUCUGGACGUCCAGUAUUGGCUUUAAGCAGUCUUUUAUAUGGGCCAAACACACUGAGUCAGGCCAUCGUGUCAUCAGAAUUACAGUCGAACAUUUCAGUAUGGCAAGUAGAAGACAAGGUUCUGCAUGAUUCCCUUUUGAGUUUUCCCAAAGUACACUCAGCUGUAUUCCCUGUUUCAUCUGGUGGCCUUGGUAUUGAACGUCAGGAUGUGUCAGUUUACAGACUUUUACAGGGAAAUUCACCAUUUGAAAUAUCACGACUUUUCGGUUGGCAGCCAACAAAUGAACUCGGUCCGAAGGGAGAUACCUCGUAUGAUAUGCAACAUUUCUCUUGUGACUCCUUAGUUUCCCAACAUGCACAUAAAGAACGUCUAACGUUCGCAUAUUAUCUUCGUCAUGGUAGACCCUCUUUCGCGUUCGUAGCUUUUAUUGGAGAGAAACUGAAAGAUGUUAACAUAUCUAAAGCUAACAUUCAGAAAGCGGCAUUGAAAGCUUAUAGAGUUGCUGUACAAAAUUUAACGAAUCCUUGGGUAUGCGCUGCAUGUGUGACCUUCACUGAGAUGCUGGGAAUGGAUAGUAUGGCCUUGAGGGUAGAUAUACAGGCUGCUAAUAGACUGUUGGCUCAUGGAGGUUUGGAAGAUCUCUUUGGGGAUGAUGCCUUGAGAGAGAAUUCAAUGGCAGAGGCAAUCGCAUCAGAACUUUUGUCAUGUUCUGGGAAAAGCAGUGAAAAACCUCAACGGCUUUUGGUUGCUUUGAAAACAGCUACAAGAAAUAUCAUCAGUAAGGAUUGCUUGGACAAGACAUCAUUCGAAGCUGGCCAACUCUGGAGUCUUGUGGUCCUAUUCUGCCGAGUUCACAAGAUGGAAUUUCCUGUAACAUACUUACAGGAUUGUGCAGUUGCGGAAAAGUGGCUGCCAUUUGUUUGCCAUGCGCAAGCUUGUCAAGUUCCAAAAGAGCAGGUGGUCUAUGUCAUUGAGCACAACUUCUCUAACUCUUACAUCCAAGAACAUUUGCUUUUGGCCUUUGAAAAUGUCAAGUUGGUUAAAGUAGAGAAUGUCUCUAGUAAUGAACUUGGCAAGAGGCGACCCCGGAAAAAGAAGUUGGUCAGGACAGGAGAACAGGUCAUGGCACCUUCUCGAGAUGUUCGUGCUCAGUUCUAUUCUCGAAUGGGUCUCAGAGCAACAACAGUUGCACAACCUCCUGAAACUGUAAAAGAGGAACAUCUGGUGCAUCCAUCGUGCAGCAGUAGUGCAGAUGACGAGGAAACCACUAGAAUAUCAAGAAAACAAGGCGAUGAAAAGGAAUUGGAGAACAAGGAAAUAGAACAUCGCGUGGAUGAUACAUUUGAUGCUGGGUUAUCAGAAAAGCUCCUCGAUGGCGAUGAAGUACGACAGAAUCUUUUUGACAUCCUGUUCAAAUGCCAGUCUGCAGAAGUUCCAUGGAGGAGCUUACUGGCUUAUUCAAUAACGCUUCAAAGGUCUUUGGUAUCCGUGCUCGCCACAUGCUUUCCGGAUUCCAGGCCACUUGAUUGCCUUUGUGCCUGGCUCUGCUCAACCGUGAGCCCAUCUGUAUUGGAACCUGCCGUAGCGUCCAUCCCAGGCAGUCAUCGGCGAGGCUCCUCGGAUGUACAAAAACUUCAGUGGCACAAGUGGACCCUAACAGACCUUACAGCCCUCAUUUUAACUAUUGUGGAAACGAGAGAGAAACUUGCUCAUACCCUAGCCAAGGCGUUUUACAUCUUUGAUCCAGCCAGUCCUCUUCUAAACUUUUUUCGUUUUCACGAGACCUUUUUGGUGCACCGUGACUAUGAAGCUUGUCAGGAAUAUUUGACUUCAUUCAAGAGAACUUACCUCAAGCUGUCUAUGAAAGCCACUGCCGACAAGCACGCGACUGUACUCAAGAUUGGAAGUCUGGAAUGGCUGGAAGAGCUGACUUGUCGAGUCACGAAGCAUAUGCUCUCACGCGGUGACAAUGCCCACGAACAGGGCCAUUUACUCGCAAUUUUGGCAGAAAGCAUGUUUGGACGAAACUUUGCGUGUAAAGUACCUGCUUAUUAUGAGCUGCACGAAGUGAGUAAAGUUCUUCGCGGCACAAAUGCGAAUAUACGACUUGAGGUAAUGGUGGAGCAGGGAAAUGAAGCUGAUAGCCAAGCUGAGAUGGAAAGAGUGCUUGGUUCCCUGCUCAAGACUAAGCACUUCGCAGAGGCCAGAAUAUUUGCUAAAUUGAUGGGCUUGUCUGAUGAUCACAUUACGAUAAAACAGGUUGAAGCUGACUUAGAAAUUGCCAAGAAUUCCAUGUUGUGGGAGAUAGAACAGGGAAGACUCGCUUUCUGGCACAGAGCAGAAAAGAGCUUCAAAGACAAUGGUUGUACAGCAGACACCGCAGGCUCAUUCUUUGAGAAUCAAGCUAGCGACACUGAAUUGUCGUUUACUGAACGUGCUAUGCUAGUUGGGAUAGCUGUGAAGUGGUUUUUUCCCUCUUCUGACCAGCAACAUAGACCAUUGGAGGAGCUGAAAGAACUUCAAAAGAAACGCUGGCUGUAUAAGAUACGAGCAGAAAUUGAGAAAGAGGACAGGUUAACCAGAUCUGUUAGCCAUCUAGAAUUUCUUUCUCACGAAACGGAAGUGGAAUUAUUAAACGAAGUCAAAACAACCAACAAAGUUGUGAUUCCAGUUAAGUUAGAAGAACUAGUGCAAGAGGAUACUGCUGAAGGACAACUCCAUGGUGAAUGUCCGCUGGAAACCGACAAGGAAAUCCGAGCGUUGGAAAAUAUCAUUUGUCGCUUGUUGGAACAUUGUCAUGUGAGCCAGGCGCGAUGGCUUGCAAGUUUAUUCAAUCGCAGUUGUUUAGCGUUAGACGUGGUCAUGUCUUGCAUUCACUUGGCUCAAGGAACACGUUCCAUAGACACCCUAGAUGUUCAUGUAAGAAGCCUCCUUACCCGAAAUGCUCAGAGACGUGAAAGCUUUGGAAGCGCUAGCCCAUUCUCCCGCUCUGGUAGUUUUAUUUUCUCCUCGUCUUUCACGGAGAAGGUUCCAAACGAGCGUCACGACUCCGUUUCCUCUUCGGAUUGGGUUAAAGUCGAAGAUAUCAUCUCCGCCUUGGAAAGCCUAGCUUUUCACAGUAGGCAGGGAAAGAGGUGUUGUACCUGUGUCAUCGCCUGCUACAAAGUUGCUCAAACGCUGGGGCAAGAUUACGAGCAAAUUGUGAAUAAGAAGCCCCUGAAGGUGCUCCAUUCGUUGUUACUUUCUGGAUUUGAUAGCCGCUAUAAACUGAUGGAGGGUUAUAUUAAAGCCGUUCAUCUUGAUUCUGUAGAGGUGACUGGAUUUUUGGCCACUAUCAUCUUGAAUUCUCUCAUUGUUCACUGCACUGGUGAAGAAAUUUCAGAGAAAGAAUACAGUGAUUUAACCGUAAAUGCAGCACCGUCUUGUGAAGACAUAAGUCACAUGAUUCGCCUGUGUCCUGACUAUUCCUUGCUGGGCAGUCGACUCUUAGAUGAGGUUUCAUCGUUAGUCAACGAGUAUGCAUCAGGAACCAUAGGUACUGGAGUAUUGAGCUUGAAAGUAGAGUUGCUGGUUCGUGCCCAUCAAUGUCACACUUUAGCCUGUAACAUGGAGGGUAUUGCAACAGUCCUGCGACAUGGACGAGUACUCACAGCUGCCUUGACCGAAUCCAGAGAUUACAUGCUCAUGGUUCGUUUGCUCACGGGUAUCGGAAGGUUUAACGAGAUGUCUUACAUCAUUGACACACUCUUCGAGCACGAGCACUUCGAACUUCUCUGUCGGAAAGGGAUUGACAAGGAAAAUAAGCUGAAAGUAGCGCUUCUUGAUUACUUAAGAAAACAACAUCCGGAGGACACAGACAAGUUUUCUAUGGUGGCGCAUCACUUUCGCAUGUACCGGGAAAUUGCCAAAACUUUGGAGGACACCGCCGUCAAGCAGCUGGCUAGUUUAGGCAAUUGUUUCCCAGAUAAGAAACACGGCCAGGGAAAUGCUGAGAAAGGAGCUGCAGAAGUUUUCUUUAAACUAAAUUCCAUUAUGAAAUCCUUCUGCUACGCUUCGGAUAACUAUGCCAAGGAGAACUGCUGGCGACAUUCACAGACCUGUCUGAAGAAUGCAAGAUUGGUUCACCUGCAGAUCCAGUUUCUUUCCUCUGGAGUCACAGUAGUAAACUUGAGUGACGUUGCUUUGAAGAAAUUCCUUGCCCAUCACACGCACUUCUUUCAGUCUCUUCUAGUCGCUGAUGCGUACAAAAAGCGCGACCUCUCUCUGUGGGUUGACGCUCUUUAUAACCAAGUAGUGAUGAAGGGCAACUUCGACUACCUUCAAGACAUGAGCUCCGCCAUGCCUCUCGCAAACCAUCUCUUUGUCGAUGUCGCUACCAAGUACAAAAAUGAAAACUCACGCACGUCUCAAGCGGCAGUUAAUAUGAAAAGGCUCUUGGGAUUCGUUACCGACGUUAGAAUGCGCUACAAACUAGCCACAGAUUUGAACUUCUGUGACCUGGGAACCAGCAUUCUUGAGGGAGAUGAAGGGGCGUUUUUGAGAGAUGUCAUGGUUCCCUGAGUAAAGGCUUUCAUGGAGCACAGUAUAAAGACUGAUGAGGCUUAAGCCUACGUUAAGCUGAUCAUGUGCCGCUUACGUAGCUUUGUCAAGACAUGACAUAAUUUUACUCAGUCUCCGAUCACCUGUGUUGUCUCUGAGACAUUAAAAUUGUUCUUAAUCAUGGUUAGUCCAUGAUCAGUCCCUGUGCACACGAGUCUUUCUGAGUUGGUUUAGUUUAAAUUUUGUAACAUAAACAGACUAAGAAAUGAUCAGGAUUGGUACUAAACAUCGUACCAGAUAACUUGAGUAUUGUUAACUUGCGUGGAGACGCUAAAUUUCUUUACUUAAUUACGAGUAAAAAAUACGAUCAAAAAUAGGGACAACGUACGUUUAAAAUCCAACCUCAAUUAUGUUUGCAUGGUCCCCUUUGGUCAACGCACAUUCCUAUGCCUCACCACUGGGACUGUCUGUUAGAGAAUCUACCCCCAUUAUCAAAUUUCUCGUUGCCUCCGACGUUUUCGUCAUCGUUAAUGAUCAUAAUCGUUAACAAUAGCCCUCCCAUACCACUCACAAUAAAUACACGUGCUAUUGUGGAAAUCUCUAACAUAUUGUAUCAAGUGUCAUUAUUCUAUAACGAACUAAUUCUCUUUCAAUGGUACGAUCCACUAAAUUACCUCUCAAACUGAGGACAAGCAUUAUAACACAAAAUUUCACUAUGCCUCGGAAAACUUGCGUAUUAAUUUCAUUAAAUGUUCCACAUUUUUAGCAUCCAUUGGCAUGAUACAUUGCAAUUUGAACAGUAACAGGGCUAACUGAGAAAUAACAUAUUUGACUUAUGUUCAAAUCUAAUCCAACUAAGGUGAUCAUACAUAUUCGAGGCAGCAAGAGAUUAAAUGUGGAUUACUUUC